Molecule: messenger RNA, 1663 nt
Organism: Conger conger (European conger)
Lineage: Eukaryota; Metazoa; Chordata; Actinopteri; Anguilliformes; Congridae
Gene: kng1
Product: kininogen 1
Exons: 7
Coding region: 167-1375 (402 amino acids)
Biological process (GO): negative regulation of endopeptidase activity; positive regulation of cytosolic calcium ion concentration; negative regulation of blood coagulation
Cellular component (GO): blood microparticle; extracellular region
Molecular function (GO): cysteine-type endopeptidase inhibitor activity
Source: RefSeq, a predicted model, not a curated record
UCUGCCCCCUGUUUAAACAGGCCUGUGGCAGACAGAGGAGCCACAACCCCCCAACACAGGAGUAUCUAACGUCCGUCAAUCAUUACAGGAGGAGGGUCUGGUGUGGAGAGGGGUCUGUCAGCCUGAGCGUGAGUGCGCUGGGACUUGGAUCGUACGGGACCUCAGGAUGCAGGGGACCUGGUUUCUGUUGCUCUCUGCACUCGGACUCCUGCGCUGGCCGGGAGGCCAGGCCCAAAUACUGGAGAGGGUUCUGUGCGACAGCAAGGACGUGGAGGCCGGGGUGGACCUGGCGCUGGUCUCCUACAACGCCGGGCUGCAGCAGGGGAACCAGUUUGCGCUCUACCAGAUCGUGGGCGCGUACAAAGCUGAGAAUGACUCCACCACCAUGUUCACCCUGAAGUUCCUGGCGAGAGAGUCAGCCUGUCCAGCAGGGGGUGACAGAGUGUGGCAGGACUGUGACUACCUUCCCCAGAGGAAUGUGGCCCCGAGUCCCUGCACAGCAGUCGUGUCCAGGAGUGACCCAGAUGGAGGUCUCGAGAUUGUGUCAGUCCGGUGCCAACCUUCAGUGGAGCCUGUGGUGGUGGCCUCGGAGGCGCGGUGCCUGGGCUGCCCGAAGGAGAUCGACGUGGAGAGCGAGGAGCUGAAGGCGCCCGUGUUCUACUCCCUGAUGAAGUUCAACGCGGAGGACGGCUCCAGCCACCACUUCCUGCUCAGGGACAUCUUGUUCGCCACGCGGCAGGUUGUCGCAGGAUUCAAAUACGACAUCCGGUUCGAACUGGAAAAAAGCAACUGCUCAAAGGAGGACUUCAAAGAGCUGACCGAGGACUGCAGCCCAGCUGAAUCUGGACCAGAAUACGCCCGCUGCAAUUCCACCAUCUACAUCGCCCCCUGGAGGAGAGUGGAGCCGGAGACUCACCUGAACUGCGAACGCCCUCAGAUAAUCAUGGCCUUUGGCAGGCGAAAGCCCACCGGAUGGUCGCCCCUCAGACACUUCAACAUGGAAGCCUUCCGUCCGAAGGACGCCCCCACGACCCCGGAGCCAGACGCCGCGGACCCCACCCAGCCGGCGACCGAGCCCCCGGCCCCGGGCCCCACCCAGCCGGCGACGGAGUCCUCCGAGGAGUCACAGGAAGUGACCUCACAGGCGCCUGAGGCCACUCCGGACCCCGCCCUCCUGCUGCCCUUUCCCCCCGAGGCCGAGCGCCCCCGCCCCUUCAACUGCCCCACCAAGCCCUGGAAGCAGUAUGUGCCCCUGCCCCCCCCCCUCCCGCCCCGGCCCCCGCCCCCGCCCCCGCGCCAGGACGACCUCACCCCGGCCCCAGAACCGAGUCUGGACGAUCUUCAGCUCUUCAGCGACUUAGACCUGGUGGGAUAGUCCCUGGUGGGAUAGUCCCUGGUGGGAUAGUCCCUGGUGGGGUAGUCCCUCGCUCCCUGUGGAGUGCAUCUCCGCCUCGUUCACUCGUGUUUCUCUAAAUGCUUCUUUUAAAAUCCUUGCAGGUGGGGGAAGAAAAGUUGGUUUUGGCUCUUAAAAAGAUUUUGAGGCUCACCCUCUGUUACUGGCUUAAAAUGAUGAGGAAAAAUAAACUGCCCUUUUAAUAUUUUACUGACGUUGACGUGUAUUUAUGCAAUCUAAUAAAUGUUGUUCUCAAGACUUCUUAAGACA